Messenger RNA from Diceros bicornis minor, 1464 nucleotides. RefSeq names its product heat shock protein family B (small) member 6 (gene HSPB6). Gene Ontology annotation, molecular function: protein folding chaperone; structural constituent of eye lens. The record is from RefSeq and is a predicted model, not a curated record. Lineage: Eukaryota; Metazoa; Chordata; Mammalia; Perissodactyla; Rhinocerotidae. Gene Ontology annotation, biological process: response to heat; protein refolding. Bases 24 to 500 code for a protein of 158 amino acids. The transcript is spliced from 3 exons.
GGCGGCGGCGGCGGCGGAGCAGGAUGGAGAUCCCCGUGCCUGUGCAGCCGUCGUGGCUGCGCCGCGCCUCGGCCCCCCUGCCCGGGCGCCUCUUCGACCAGCGCUUCGGCGAGGGACUGCUGGAGGCCGAGCUGGCUGCGCUCUGCCCCGCCGCGCUGGCCCCCUACUACCUGCGCGCACCCAGCGUGGCGCUGCCUACCGCCCAGGUGCCGACCGACUCCGGGCAUUUCUCGGUGCUUCUGGACGUGAAGCACUUCUCGCCGGAGGAAAUCGCCGUCAAGGUGGUUGGCGAACACGUGGAGGUGCAUGCGCGCCACGAGGAGCGCCCGGAUGAGCACGGAUACAUCUCGCGCGAGUUCCACCGCCGCUACCGCUUGCCGCCUGGCGUGGAUCCUGCCACCGUGACGUCCGCGUUGUCCCCUGAGGGUGUCCUGUCCAUCCAGGCCGCACCCGCGCCGGCCCAGGCCCCACUCCCGUCGCCGCCGGCUGCUGCCAAGUAGGGGUCUGGCUGGGCACGCCUGAACGCCGGGAGCCGCCUCAGGCCCCCUCUUUUAAAGCCGACCUGACUCCGCCCAGCCAGAUGUCCUGAGCGCGCCAAGACUACCCAUCCACCCAAUCUGGGAUCCCGCCCUGACCCUUCCAACCUAGACUCAGUCCUGAUAACCUAGACCUCUCCACUGACACUCCCGCUCUCACAAGCCCUCCAGCUUUCAAACCCUCAACACCUUCCUAGGUUCCGGACCCUUCAAGCACAAUGCCUUAGCCUGCAGUCUCCCAUCCCCACUGACCCCCCUUUCUUGGCAUAUAGCCCCACUCAAAACUCCUUAUUUCCUCUGACUCUUCUAGGAAAAUAUCUCCACACCCCAUUUCGAUCCCCUCCCCUCUGUGACACCGGAUUAUGGUGUACACAGCCCUGCCCCCACCCUAGGCCAGUCCAGCAUAAUCCCCCUCACCCCUCAAAUGUCCCAGACUCUGCACAGACCUUCCACCCCAGACCAUCCAAGCCUGGCUCCCAAGGCUCUGGAUCCUUCCCCUCACUCCAACCAGACACUCCACUCUCCCUACUUGCCUCCCCCAACCCAUCUUCUGACUUGAAACCCUAGCCAGCCACCCCCACCCCUGAACUCCUUUUCUAACCCCCACUCUUGGACACCGAUUCUAGCCAACCAGGACCCUCAACCUCAAACUACAGAUACCCUACCCCAUUCCCCCAGACUCUGCAGAUAUCCUAGGCCCCCAUCACCAACUCUAACCAUAACCCCCCAGUCACUCUGUCCUGACCCCCAACUCUCCAAUCACAUAUCCCAGGCAAUCCACCUUCCAUGCACCUCCCCUUCUUCUCCAAGACCCAACCAAGUAGCCACUCUGAUUCCCCACAAUCUUUCUCCCUCCUUGAAUUCCCUGCUGCCCCAUCUCCUCACUCCUAACCAGGCCCACUGCCCCAAUAAAUGUGCUAAAGCUGUG